Messenger RNA from Ziziphus jujuba (common jujube), 1715 nucleotides. RefSeq lists its product as uncharacterized. The transcript has 10 exons. Lineage: Eukaryota; Viridiplantae; Streptophyta; Magnoliopsida; Rosales; Rhamnaceae. The coding region runs from base 96 to 1421 and encodes 441 amino acids. The record is from RefSeq and is a predicted model, not a curated record.
GAUUUUUGUGUGUUUUUCCUUUUUCUUUUUUCUUUUCUUUUUUUUUUUUUUUUAUUAGCCAGCUCCCGAGAAAAGAUUCCUGUCCUAUUAUCACCAUGGCUAGUUGGCUAAGCACUCCCCACUCGCAGCCUCAUCCACUGUGUUAUAAGCAGCCGAAGCAGCAGCAAUUGACGACGAGCCGUUUCAUCAGCUUUUCGGACUUUUGCAGUGGUCGCCGUCUUUGCCGGAGCACAAUCUAUUGUAGCUCCGAUGAUACCACUAACAGACAGCCACAACCCCUGCCCCAACACCAGACCCGACCAACUGGAAUUCAACUUUACUCUGACAUCGAGAGAUUACUUACAGAGACUGUAAAGCAAUCACAAGACGCUUGGGGACGUUCAACAAACUGGACUGAAGUUGAGGGAGCAUGGGUUCUCAAACCUAGAAACUUGCAACCCAAGUCUGUUGUCCAUUUUAUUGGUGGCAUAUUUGUUGGUGCUGCUCCUCAGCUUACCUAUCGUUUGUUUCUUGAGCGCCUCUCAGAAAAGGGUAUUUUAGUGAUUGCAACACCAUAUGCUAGUGGAUUUGAUCACUUCUUCAUUGCAGAUGAAGUCCAGUUCAAGUUUGACAGGUGUUAUCGGUUUCUUAGAGAGACAGUUCCAGAUCUUCCUACUUUUGGCAUUGGCCAUUCUUUGGGAUCCGUCAUCCACCUUUUGAUUGGAUCGAGAUAUGCUGUUCAAAGAAAUGGGAAUGUGUUGAUGGCAUUUAACAACAAGGAGGCGAGCUCAGCUAUCCCUUUGUUCUCACCUGUUCUUGUCCCAAUGGCCCAAAGCAUUGGCCCAAUUUUAUCACAGAUUGCAUCAUCACCAACAAUACGCCUAGGGGCAGAGAUGACUCUCAAGCAACUAGAAAACCUUAGCCCUCCCAUUAUGAAGCAAGUUCUUCCUUUGGUUGAGCAGCUUCCUCCCUUGUACAUGGACUUGGUCAAGGGCAGAGAAGAUUUUACUCCAAAACCUGAAGAAACUCGAAGACUUAUAAAAUCUUACUAUGGGAUUUCCCGGAAUCUUCUGGUGAAGUUCAAGGAUGAUGCAAUUGAUGAAACUUCAACACUAGCACAGGUGCUUAGUUCAGAGUCAGCCAUCAGUUCAAUGCUGGACAUGUCAAUUCGCUUGUUGCCAGGAGAUCAUGGCCUUCCUUUGCAACAGGCACUCCCAGAUGUUCCACCAGCAAUGGCUGAUGCAGUAAAUCGUGGAAGUGAGCUCUUGACAAAUCUAUCUGUAGGUACACCGUGGGAAACAGUUGCCAAAGAAGUAGGCAGCACAUUAGGUGUAGACUCAAGGGUGCUUCGUGCAGAAAUAUCUAAAGAUAUAGACCUACUUGUAGAAGUGAUUACAUCAUGGAUGGCUUCCAACAGAGAUCAAAAAUUUUUGAGGCCGUAAUGAAGACAAUAAUACCAUGCAAAAUUAUCACAAAUAAUUUGGUCUCAUGGUAACAAGGCUAGUGAAACUGAAAGAAUUAAGAAGGGAUGUGUUCACGCUUAUUUUUACUGUUCACGUUAUGUUAUUAGAGAUGUUUAAUAACAGGUUUUGUGAAAUAUGUCAGUUCUGCCAAUAUGGGGAAAUUGUAAAUUGUGUAUGCCAAACAUGCAUCUCAACCAAUUUGGGUUGGGUUAUUGGAAAUGGAUGUUUUCUAGGCUGUAAAAAAUAAAAAUAAAAAAGCCAAUUAAACUAUUA